GGACAGUCCGUAAAGCCGCCCACGCGCUGUCACGUGACAUGAUCUACGCCAAUUGUCCGAGGAGUCACCGGUUCUCAAACCGAUAAGUACUCGCAUGGCCGCAACAACAGAAGCCACCACAAAAGAUGUUUUUGACAUCUGGACUAUGUAUCAGUCCAUUCUGAAAGAUGAAGAGAUAUCCACGCCUCUGGCAGCGAUUCUCGCCUUGACAGAACUAGUCCAGAGAUCUGACGCGGGGACGAUGUUCGAGCUCGUCAAGGCCCUAAAUGACGGCGCCAAAGUUCUAAAUGAGCGGACCCCAAAUCCUAUUAGCCUCAAUGCUGGCUGCGAACUAUUCAUCGCUUUUGUUACUCUUUUCCCCCACGAUUCUGACAGUUUCUCCGAUCUCAAGAAGGAGCUUGUCAGGCAAGGACAAAAGUAUGCCAACGAGGCCCUGACAUACCGCCAAAAGAUCGCUCGGCUUGCUCUUGAAUUCAUCAAAGAUGACUCAGUCAUACUCACUCACUCAUAUUCAAGAGUGGUGAUGAAAACUCUCUUGUGUGCUCACGAGAGAAAGCGUAUAUCUGUCUAUGUCACCGAGGCGAGACCUCGUGGUCUUGGGUUGGAAAUAUGUCUUGUCAUUCAUGGAACACGCUCAUUCAUAUAUAUAUAUAUAUUUGCCAGCCUGCGAACGUACGAAGAACUCACAGCGGCCGGUAUUCCAUGCACCGUUGUUCUCGAUUCCGCCGUUGCGUACGCGAUGAACAAGGUCGACUUCGUUCUCGUUGGCUCGGAGGCCGUAGUGGAGAGCGGGGGCUUGAUAAAUGCAGUGGGUAGCAAUCAAAUAGCCAUUAUCGCCAAAGCUGCAAAUGUCCCAUUCUAUGCCCUGGCUGAAAGCUACAAAUUUCAUCGACUAUUUCCGCUAUCGCAGUACGAUCUUCCCACUCAUAAACCCUACAUCCUGUCGUUCCCCUUGAUGGCAGCUCCAACCCCGUGUCGUAAACAUCCCGUCCCACCCAAAGACCAACCGAUUACAGCGGAGGAACGAAAUGCUUCGACAUUGACGUCAAGCCAAACUAGGUACAUGACACAAGAGCAGAUCGCUCGUAACCCGGAUGUGGAUUACACAAGGCCCGAUCUCAUAACAUUGGUGUUUUCGGAUGUUGGUAGUCUGACUCCUGAAGGAGUAAGCCAGUACCUUGUGGGGAUGUUUGCGGGCUGAAUUUGACUGGGUUUGUCCACGUUAAUAGUAUACUGGGC
This is a messenger RNA of Pisolithus orientalis, 1239 nucleotides long. RefSeq names its product nagb/rpia/CoA transferase-like protein. Gene Ontology annotation, cellular component: eukaryotic translation initiation factor 2B complex. The record is from RefSeq and is a predicted model, not a curated record. Lineage: Eukaryota; Fungi; Basidiomycota; Agaricomycetes; Boletales; Pisolithaceae. Bases 95 to 1201 code for a protein of 368 amino acids. Gene Ontology annotation, biological process: translational initiation. Gene Ontology annotation, molecular function: guanyl-nucleotide exchange factor activity; translation initiation factor activity. The transcript has 7 exons.